Messenger RNA from Triticum aestivum (bread wheat), 2014 nucleotides. RefSeq lists its product as uncharacterized. The transcript is spliced from 2 exons. Lineage: Eukaryota; Viridiplantae; Streptophyta; Magnoliopsida; Poales; Poaceae. The record is from RefSeq and is a predicted model, not a curated record. The coding region runs from base 286 to 1158 and encodes 290 amino acids.
CCACCUUAUUACGUCACCCGCACUUCACUCCAUGGCGUGGCGGCUGCCGUAUAAGCUGUGAGGAGGGCGAGAUGUUGCCGACUGCGGCGGCGGCGGCGCUGCCGCUGGACGACGACAACCUGCUCUCCGAGAUCCUCCUCCGCCUGCCGCCGCUCCCUUCCUCCCUCCCCCGCGCCUCCGCCGUCUGCAGGCGCUGGCGCAGCCUCAUCUCCGACCCAGCCUUCUCCCGCCGCUUCCGCCUCCACCACCGCCGCAACGCUCCACUCCUCGGCUUCAUCCAGGCAGAUGCCGACGGCCCAUCCUUCGAGCCUACUCUGGAGGCCCCAGAUCGUGUUCCCCCCGGGCGCCUCUCCUUGCAGUCCGACCUCGACUACUUCCGUGUCCUCGGGUGCCGCCACGGCCUUGGUGUUAAUCCUCGACACGACGAGGUUCCAGUUGCUGGUAUGGGACCCCGUCACCGGCCACCAGCACCGCGUAUCCAUUCCCACGGGAUUCGAUCGGUUCAGGUCAGUGAUCUGCGGGGCGGUGCUCCGCGCUGCUCCCGGGGACGUCCACUUCCAGAUCGUCUUGGUAACAGACGACCACGAGAUGGAAGAAUGGCGAGCGCUGGCCUGCGUUUACUCUUCCAAGACCGAGGCGUGGGGCAAUCUCAUCCCAACACCGAUUCCAUCCGGGACCUUGGUUUCUAUUGAUGUGUUGGGUGUGCUGGUUGGGCAUUCCAUUUACUCGAUGCUUUAUGGUACUUCGUCAAAUAUCCUUCAGUUUGAUUUGGAGGGGGAGAGCCUGGCCGUGAUACCGGUGCCAGUGAAUAUGUCUGAUUUUGAUGGCUUCACACUCAUGCGGGCAGAGGAUGGUGAGCUGAGUUUACUCUCCUUGUCAGGCUUCACCGCCCAAUUAUGGAAGAGGAACACCAUCACAGAUGGUGUUCCAUCGUGGGGGAUAGUAAGAACUGUUGAAUUGGACAAGCUACUAUCCUUGGAUUCAGAGGGGUAUGUAACCACACAUGGCUUUGCUGAGGAUAAUAAUUUGGUGAUCCUGCGGGUCAAUAUCAACAUCAUCUCCACUGUCCAGAUUGAGUCACUACAGUUCAAGAAAGUUUCCGACAACAGCAAAUGGUACUAUUAUCCAUUUGAAAGUGUCUAUGCUGCAGGUAUCUAGCAUUGUGUUCCGGUUGCUGCGAUGCAGGAAUGGGCUUCUUUGCUGAAGGUUCUUUCAUUUUGACAAUUUCUCAUGGAGAUCGGUCAUCUUUGUACGCAAAGUUCCUUUGUAGCUCAGGCUACAUGGAACCCCUUAUCCUCAACCCUCCAGCCUUGCUUUACUCUCCAACUAACUUACAGCAAAAAGAUUUCUUUUUUUGUUUCUCUAAAAUGAAACAACAUAUACCAUAUAGCCUGAGCUACAGAAAACCACACUCAUCUUUGUAGCUUGCACAAGUGGACCUGUAUGAGUGAAUCUUUUAAUUUGUCAACCUCCCCUUCCCUCCUUACCUAAUUUCUCGCCACAAUUAGCCAACAGGCAUUAUGUGGAUACAUUGACCUGCUUUGAUUAAGUAGUACUUGCUGUGUGGUCCAUUUGAUAUAUGCUUUGGAAGCAAGAUUGCCUGCGUGAUGAUCUUUGCUUACAUUUUUGUCGGUGUUUAUGUGCAUCUUGGUCCUGCAAUAAACAGUAAACAUCAUAAAGUGCCUGCUCACUGCGAAGAAAAACAUUUUGUCAAGCUGGAAAUAAGAAGUGAUGCUCCCCUAAUGAUCAGAGCAGAUUUGAUACACAUACAAGUUUGAUUUACCAGGUUCCACUGAAUUCUGGUACCGUAUAGGCUGAAGAGACGCUGUCUAGAUAAGCUAGAACAAAAGGAAGGAAAUGCAGUUCAUUCAAUCUUCCUACCCAAUCGGUGAUUAUAGCAAAUGAUUAUUGGAAUAAGAGCUUGUAUAAUUCUGUUCAGUUAUCCUUAACACAGUAGAGAUUAAUAUUUGCAUUCCAUGAUUCAGUUUCCGAGGAUUAAUAUUCCGGGGCGAGU